Molecule: messenger RNA, 849 nt
Organism: Erythranthe guttata (spotted monkey flower)
Lineage: Eukaryota; Viridiplantae; Streptophyta; Magnoliopsida; Lamiales; Phrymaceae
Source: RefSeq, a predicted model, not a curated record
AUGCAGGACGGCGGCGGCGGCGGCAGCGGAGGAGGAGGGGUUUCCACUCAGGAGGCGGCGCCCACGAAGCGGGUGCGGCGGCCGAAUGUGAGACUGAACCAGCCCUAUUACGUGAACGCCGCCCACGGCCGUGGCCCCGUGCAGCAGCGGUGGGAUGCUUUCAAGAAAGACUUGGAGGGAGCCAGAAAAUCGAAAACCCUCAAAACUUGUAAUUCGAAAAACGGUAAAUUGAUCAAUGCCGAAGGAACAAAGGGCUCGAAUCUCGAUAAUGAUGAUGAUGAUGAUGAUGAUGAUGAUGAUAUGGUUAUAGGGAGUUGGAAGAAUUUGAAUUCAUCGAAAAGGGAUAGCGGAUUCGGCUCGAAAUCGAAGCGGAAGCGAGCGGGGCCCUCGAAUUUCAAGAAACGGCUUUCCUCAGAAUCCAUCAAUAAGAAAGACGAAAAAUUUGAAGUGUCCAACGUCAGCGAAAGUGAAAAUCGAAGAGCCGAAGAAGAAGAGGAAGAGAAUUCGGGUGCUAAUGGGGCCCACAUGAAUCUUGAAGUGUCGUUCGACAAUGAGAAACUAACCGAUGGCGAUAAUGAUUACGAUGGCGACAAUGUAGUUGAAAAACAGGGGAAGUUGAUGAGUGGCGAUCACGAUUUGGUGGAUGGAGAAGAAAAGAACGGUGUGAGGGUUUGGUUGAAUGAAUUAGGGUUAGGCAAAUACGCCAACAUAUUCGAGUUUCAUGAAGUGGAUGAUGCGAUUUUGCCGUUUUUGACUUUUGAAGAUCUAAAGGAAAUGGGAAUUGGUGCGGUUGGAUCGAGGAGGAAAAUGUACCGUUCGAUUCAGAAGCUCGGUCAAGGGUUUUCUUGA